GCCUGGAUCUGGAAGGCUCGCCUGGGGGGUCCCGUCUGGACACCUGGGCUUCAAACGCGAGAGACUUCUUGGCAGCGCUUAAGUGCUGGGCAUCAGCACAGUCGCGGGAGGAGGGAGACGCCAGUCGCGGGACCCCCCUCCCCCCCACCUUUCCUGCCCCGCCCGGGGGUGACUCUCCAGCCACCUGCCCUCCAGGGCGGCGGCUGCUGCUGCACUUUCUGCCCUGCUUCUCGCUGCUGCUCGGAUCAUGUCCGCUAAGCUUCUGGCGGGUUUCUUCCUCCUGUCGGUAUUCCAAGCCUGUUCAAGAAAGGUUGAAGAGGAUGACUUCGAAGAUGUCACAACAAACCAAAAAUGGGUGAUGUCUCCAAAAGCACAUGACACUGAUGUGACACAGUUGUUAAAUCAAUUGCUGAGUGAAUAUGAUAAAAAGCUACGUCCAGACAUUGGAAUGAAACCGACUGUAAUUGAUGUUGACAUAUAUGUAAACAGUAUUGGCCCUGUGUCAUCAAUAAAUAUGGAAUAUCAAAUUGAUAUAUUUUUUGCUCAGACGUGGACUGACAGCCGCCUUCGUUUUAACAGCACCAUGAAAAGAAGUCUAACCCUCAACAGCAAUAUGGUUGGGUUAAUUUGGAUCCCAGAUACUAUCUUCAGGAAUUCUAAAACUGCAGAAGCUCAUUGGAUUACUACGCCAAAUCAGCUCCUGAGAAUAUGGAAUGAUGGGAAGAUCUUGUACACAUUGAGGCUUACCAUCAAUGCUGAAUGCCAGUUGCAAUUACAUAAUUUUCCAAUGGAUAAGCAUUCAUGCCCACUGGUGUUCUCCAGCUAUGGCUAUCCUCGAGAAGAAAUGAUGUACAGAUGGAGAAAAAACUCAGUAGAGGCUGCUGAUCAGAAAUCUUGGAGACUUUAUCAGUUUGACUUCAUGGGUCUCAGAAAUACCUCUGAAAUUGUGGAAACAUCAGCAGGUGAUUAUGUAGUCAUGACUAUAUACUUCGAUUUAAGUAGAAGAAUGGGAUACUUUACUAUUCAAACAUACAUUCCCUGUAUAUUAACAGUUGUCCUAUCUUGGGUAUCCUUUUGGAUUAAAAAAGAUGCCACACCAGCAAGAACAGCCCUAGGUAUCACCACUGUAUUAACCAUGACAACUCUCAGCACCAUUGCAAGGAAUUCCUUACCCCGAGUUUCCUAUGUCACUGCCAUGGAUCUGUUUGUGACUGUGUGCUUCUUAUUUGUCUUUGCUGCUCUGAUGGAGUAUGCAACUCUCAACUACUACUCCAGCUGCAAGAAGCUACACUGUACAAAGAAGAAAAAGUCGCUACCGGAUGUUAGUUUUGGUCACUUGAUGAAUUAUUCUGUACUUGAGAUGAGACCUCCUCCUACAGUCAUCGCAUUGAAUAAUGCCAUGUACUGGCAAGAAUUUGAAGACAAUUGUAUCUAUGAAUGCUUGGAUGGGAAGGACUGUCAAAGCUUCUUCUGUUGUUAUGAAGAAUGUAAAUCAGGCUCGUGGAGGAAAGGACGGAUACACAUAGACAUCUUAGAACUAGACUCUUAUUCAAGGGUCUUUUUCCCUACAUCUUUCCUGCUGUUCAACUUGGUGUACUGGGUUGGAUACCUCUAUCUCUAGGAGCAGAAAAGGAAACUGUGUUUUCACACUUCUUAGGGAGAUGGCAAACAUGAAGAACAGGACACAGCCAGUUUCAUCUCAAGUCUAAAGGUCACCUUACCUUUUCUCAUCAAAGAAGAAGACAUUAUUUAUUCCUUUGCCUGAAAAAAGCAACAUUAUUGAGUUCAAGUAUGUGAUUUUUGCUAAGUAAACCAGUCACUGUUGUGUUACACAUCAUAGUUUGUACAUGAUGGAGCAUUUACUGUUUUCUCUGGGUUACAGAUUGCUAUGUAGCACUCAGGCAAAGAAUUAUGGGCAAGUACCAUGUAGAUUUUCUGUUCUUAAGGUCUUUUCUAUUUUAUGGGGGCUCAAAUCAACCCUUAUUGGUGUAGGUUAUCCAGGAGGCCAUCAACUUUGCCUAGAGCUAAGUUUGAUCACCACCACUCUAUGAAAAGCCACUGAAUUCACUUUUAAGAGUCAACUUCAAGGAGAAUUUGCAGAUUUCAGCACUUGCUUCUCUCAAGAAUAGACACAGAUGUUACUUAAAAUGCAUUUUAAUAAUUUAGCAUUAUCCCCUUUUACUGUUCAAAUACUGCAGGAAAUGAAUUGUUUUCUUGAAACCUGACAAGGCUUAGCUUGUUUAUGAUAGCAUAGAAGAAUGUAGCUGAUAGGACAUAGGAUUCAUUAUAUAAUAGCACUAGGAGGAUGUGAUUAAUUGCAGGCUGCAAUUUCUCCCAUGCAUACUAAAGGUUUUUAAUUUGGAGGGUUUUUUAAAAAAACUAUAGAUCCAACAUGUUCUGUUCAUCCAGAUCCAAAUCUCUGUAUCAAAAUCAGAGUUCUGCCUGAGCUCAAAGAUGCACACCAACGUCUUGUACACAAAAAGGUCCACAUUCAUUCCACGGGAAGACUAGUAAUCUGUAUGUGCAUUAUUUUUGCAUUCAUGGGUUAGAUUCCUCUGUUUAAAUGAACGUGGAAGUGUUUGAAAGGUAGGAGAUCCCAUACACAUUGGGAUACCUGACUGAGAAGUACUUUCUGGACUGAAGAAAUAGAGUUUUUUCAUAACUGCAGAUCAAUAGUAGCCUUAUGUUUAUGUGCAUACAUGACUGUAGAUGUUGUUUUUUUAAAAAAAAACUGCAGUAGAGGUUCAGCUUUGAACAGAGUUUGAGAAGUUCUUUGGUACUGGGAAGUUAUUAGGAUUUUUUUUAAAAAACAGAUUUAAAUUAGAAAUGUGUUUUGUAUUUGGGGAACAUGUUGCAGACAUUAGAUUGCUGAAAAGUGUCAUUUUUUUGUGUUGUAAAUGAUUCAUUUUUGGCAAACCCAUUCCUUUUCCAGAUUAUUUUUGCCAAAAUAAAUGUAUCAACAAUGUCUGCAUUUAUUAAAAA
Molecule: messenger RNA, 2982 nt
Organism: Heteronotia binoei (common prickly gecko)
Lineage: Eukaryota; Metazoa; Chordata; Lepidosauria; Squamata; Gekkonidae
Gene: GABRG3
Product: gamma-aminobutyric acid type A receptor subunit gamma3
Exons: 10
Coding region: 248-1621 (457 amino acids)
Biological process (GO): monoatomic ion transmembrane transport; gamma-aminobutyric acid signaling pathway; nervous system process
Cellular component (GO): postsynapse; neuron projection; GABA-A receptor complex
Molecular function (GO): transmitter-gated monoatomic ion channel activity involved in regulation of postsynaptic membrane potential; inhibitory extracellular ligand-gated monoatomic ion channel activity; GABA-A receptor activity
Source: RefSeq, a predicted model, not a curated record